This is a messenger RNA of Mobula hypostoma (lesser devil ray), 4830 nucleotides long. RefSeq names its product HAUS augmin-like complex, subunit 6 (gene haus6). Gene Ontology annotation, molecular function: microtubule binding. The record is from RefSeq and is a predicted model, not a curated record. The coding region runs from base 176 to 3277 and encodes 1033 amino acids. The transcript has 17 exons. Gene Ontology annotation, cellular component: mitotic spindle microtubule; HAUS complex. Gene Ontology annotation, biological process: spindle assembly. Lineage: Eukaryota; Metazoa; Chordata; Chondrichthyes; Myliobatiformes; Myliobatidae.
UGAGCGGGAGUUGAGUUUGAAAGGAGCGAGCUUUGUUGGCUCUGGUACUGGUCUCGGUACGGUGUAGCGGCGACCGGCCACCGGCCAAAUAUCGGACCGGAGCUCCGCGCGGAAUAAGCCGGAAUUUGGUGGAGUGUAGCGGCCUAGCUCGGUGGGUUCAGGCAGGGCCGAGUGGAUGGCGGGGGACUGGCGGAAGGAGUACCUGUGGAAGACGCUGCUGGCCCUCGGCUUCCCGCCGAUUGGCGGCGAGCAGCGAACGGCGAACCGCAUCGUCUUCAGCGUGGAUAUGUUUGACAAGCCAAAUGUGGAAGCCUUCCAUAUUGUUGCAUACCACUUGUUCUUGCAACUGGACCAAACGCGUGCCAAUGUUGUCUUCAGGGAUUGUUGGCCUAUUUUUGAUAAGAAAAGUGCUGCAUGCUUCAGAAAAGCAUGUUAUGAGUGGAUGAAAAAGAUUGCUGAAGAAGUUGGAAAUGGUUUUCCUCAAGUUGUGGCUUCUUUAUUUCUUUCUCCUGGAGGUCCUAAAUUUAUUAAUCUUAUGUAUGCUUUUGCAAAAUAUGUACUCACACACAAGUUAAACAUACAAACUGAAAAGAACAAUUGGCGCAACAAGAGAGUGAGGGGAAGAUCACAAGACCUUCAUUUAGCAGCAAUGAAAUGUUGUGUUGCACGUAGCCAGUUCUUAGAAGGAAUUCAGAAAGAAGCUUUUGUCAUUGAGGAAUAUAAAAGAAGGGAAGCAUUACUGGUUAAAGAAAAUCAAGCCUUGGAGAAACAGCAUAAAGAAAUGAAGGUCCUCCUAGGAAAAGCUGCCAAUGGCUUCACAGAAGGAAGUUUUCCAGAACUGAAUGAGCCACGUGAGAUGUGGAACACAGUAAUGGACACGCUGUUGGAGUUGGAGAAAGAGAAGGAAGUUAUUGAUUCCAUAAUGGAGGGUCGUGUAGACAUGGGCGUUCUUGAUGGGACUGAUGUUACAUUAAAAGUUCCAAGACCAUUAAUAAUUAAGAUUGAACAAGAAGCAGAUCAAAUUGAUGAUCUGUACAAAGCUGGUACACUGAAUCUUUCAGCCGUAACCCAGCUGUGCAAUUGGUCUCUCAGACUUCUUGGUGACCAGCGUGACCAAGUAGGCUCAGCGCAAUUAGAACGUUGUCCUUCCUUGGAGAACUUAGCAGGAUUUCUGAAAAAUGAGCUAAUUGAAAUGAAGGAAAAAAGCCAGAAGAUAACACAAGAAGUUAUUCCCUCUGUGAAACAAUCAAUAGCCAAAAUGGAAAGCGUGUGGGACAAGAAAUGGGAGCAGUAUUUGCAUAAAACGGGAUUUUCCCCAAUGAGGAAAAAAUAUCCUGUCCUUGAUCUUCUACCAACCAUGCCAACUUUAUCAUUUGAGCCUGCUUCAGAAGAAGCUUAUAAAAGCAGUAUAUUUUAUUCACACUCUGCAACACUUUCAGGGCUUGAAGAAUCCUGUACAAAAUCUUCUGAAAGAGAUGACGCUGGUAUCUUGAGCAUUUCAAAUGACGCCAAUGAUCUAAGCACAUCAAAACUUCAGUGUUCAGAAUGUUUCACCCCUUCUAUUAGAAAACUAAAUGAACAAAUUAGUUCUUCAUGUUUUACAGAGGAAUCAAUUGAAGCACCAUUGGUAACUGGGCAGCCUCUUGAAAGUAGAUUGCAGACUCCGUACGUGAAUAGAAUGGAAACAUGGCAUAAGGACAAAGAUCAAAGUCCACCACUUUUGAAUAAACCUAAAGAGAGUAUUUCUAAAGGAAAUGAGCCAUAUCAAAAGACUGUUGACCAGUUGGCUGAAGAGGUAGUAGAUACUGUAACAAAAGAUUCACCUGGAGUAUUUCAAAAGGAAGAUCUAGUCCAAGAAAGCAUUCUUUUCUCAUUGUCUAACAGUCCCUUCAUUGCACAAAGUGAGCUACCAAGAACACCUGAAAAUUUGAUUUCAGAUAUUAGAAACAGCUGGCGAUGUGCAGUUCAAGAAUCUGAACUUGAGCAAAUGAAACGCCAGGAGUCUGUGUCUACACAUACAAAACAGAUAAACUAUACAAAUGACCCAGUUCAGUUGGAACUCGACGAAUCAUCAUCUGCAGCAUAUAGAAAGGUUGGAUCUUUUCAGGAGAAUACUCCCUCAGCUGUGACUGAACUUCACUGUAAUGACAUUGAUAAAACAGGAAGCUGGGGUAGGACUCCAUGCAAUCCUGAUGUAGUGACAGCUAAUUCAAACCAUCUUUCCACCCGAAAUGAAAAGUGGAGUAAUUGGGCUCUGGGUAUGGCACAGUUUGAUUGCAGAGACCCAGGAAUGGACUAUUCAAAUAUGGGAUCUGAAAAUGAGCGGCAUAACUUCAAUAGUAAAACUGCAAGUAAUGAUAAAGAUGGUGUGCUGAUUGGUAAACUUCUAUCUCCACCUUCUGCUUCCCAGGAUUUCUGUUCUAGUGAAGGUGCCAAUAAACAUUCUGGAAAUCUCAUAAACAGUGACGAGAUUAAUUUUGGUCAUUCUCAACGAUUUUUGCCUCUUGAUAAAUUAAAUCCCAAAUCACCAAUUAAAAAAGAGAAAUUAUCGAAAAGCUUCAUUAUGGAAAUGUGCAAAACCAAUGAAACUUUGGAGACUUCCAAAUCCUGUAAUUCUCUAGAUACUGAAUGUGAAUUGGAUAGUACGUUACCUUGGAAUCAAUCACAGAAUGUAAACACUACUCCACGCGAUUCAUUGAAUUCUCUAAGGUUUGGAAUUUUGCAGGAGACGAUUCCUGAUGUCCUUGGUAAUGACAGUUUGAACAGCACUAUGAGUCCCAAUGUUGAUCGGCUGGAUGAGCCUCAUUUGGACAUGAAAGUAUUGCAGAAUAGAUGGGAGCAGCUUCAUAAGAGGACUUUGGCUGUUAUUGCAUCGGAUGCAAGUGAAAAGAUAAACUUAGCUGAAAAUAUGGGAGCUUUUAAUUUCCAGAAUUACACUGAUAGUAUAGAUCAGUGCAAGUCUGAACUUCCUUGUGAAGUAGACAAUAUAAAUGAAGAAGCUGAUAAUGCUGGCAAACUGCUUGCUGAGGAAUCAACAUCUUUGAAAACUCUUUCACCAAUUUCUUUUGGAUCUCAAAAGCCUGGUUUAUAUCCGAUUUCUUUGGGCAGCUCUUCAUUCAAUAUCUUGGAGCUUCAAGAUGACCUUAUUGAUCCUUCUCCACUCAAUCCUUUUCAGGAUGAAGCAUCUCAAAGGACAUGUCUUGCCAAAUCAGAACCCCCCUCUGUCACCCUGGAUACUUUCUCAGAUAAUGGAGUGGAGCGACUCAUAAUGUUUUAAUAGGGACUGAUGGUUCAAAUGCAACUCAGAGGAAAAACUUCUGUUGACCAUGACGCACUUUUGAUAUCUGCAUUUGGACAACCAUUGGAAUAAGCGAUACAGCAGAUCUUGUUCUAGCAUAAGGUUAAUUGCACUCUAUCUUUGACCGUAUUGUAUCUAAUCCAAUUAUCUGUUUGUGUUUGUUUGUGAAGUAGGAAAUUCUGUUCACCAGCAGAUGGUGUUUCAUGCAUGUAAAGUAUUGUAUAGAUCUUUUUGUAUAGAUUUAUGUAUAGAUGUAACAUACAAAUGUUGAGUUUAUUAGGAGCUGUAAACAUUAAUCUUGAAUAGGGAUCCAAACUAAAUUCAUCUAAUUUCAAGUAAUUCCUACUGCAAAAAAUGUCAGAAAUGUAGUAUUAAUUCAUCUUUAAAAUGCCAGCAAUGCCUGGUUGAUUUACGCAGUUCAGUAAUUAUAGGUUUGACAUUUGAUUAGAAUCCAGAAUUCUGGUCAUGUAUCCUGGAUUUAAUUAAUUGGGAACAUGGCUGCAGAUCAUAAAACUGAAUGGGAACUCAGCGGGUUGAGCAGAGAGUGGAGGAACAUGAAGUGCUGAGGGGCAAAUUGUCACUGCGUUGUGUUGAGAACAAACAUCAGGGCUGAGAGUGGAUGGAAGAUUGUGAGUCCUGAGGGGUUGAACAGAGAAGGAAUGAGGGAUAAUGAGCAGAUUAAGCCAUAAAGAGGAAAGGUAGAAUUGGGAGACAAGCUGGAUGUGCUGGGUGAAAGUAGAUGGGGGGGGGAGGGGGAGAGAAAGGCAAGAGGGGGGGAAAUAAGGACACAAAGACAACUUUUGUGCCCUGCUUAUCACUCCCCAGCAUCUAUUUCCCUCUGCCAUCCUGGCUUCAGCUGCCUUUUUAUUUUCUUUGUCUGUUUCCACUCAUCACCCUAGCCUUUGCUUCCCAACUGCACCUCUCCCCUACGAGGUUCCAUUGGCUCAUUCAGUCACAACACUCCUCUGUGCAUCUUUCAGCUACUCUCUCCACACCCCCCCCCACUCCCUCUUUAAACUGGAUACCUUCGCUCUUCAUCCUCAGUCCUGAUGCAGAGUCUUGACCUGCAAUGUAAACUCUCCCCUCCCCACAUCCCCCGCGCCCCCCCCCCCAAAUGUAGAUACCACACAACACACUGAGAUUCCCAGCAGGUUUUUAUAAACAACUGGGAUUUGGUUCAGAAGCUUACCUUCAGCAGGAUUCAUCAAAAAAUGUAAACUACUUGUUAUUUCACCCCAGUCUUUGUACUUUUUUUAACCAAAUCAUUUGCCAUUAAAGUGAAAGUGACUUUCUUUGCAUCUCUAAGUUUAUUUUUUGAUCGUGUCUUUCCUGGUUUUCUUUGUAAAGUUGCAAUUCAAUAUUUAUUUAGUGAUACAGCGCAGAGUAAGCUGUUCUGCCCCUUCGAGCAGCACUGCCCCAGCAAACCACGAUUUAAUCCUAACCUAAUCUCAGGACAAUUUACAAUGACCAGUUAAACUACCCAGUUUGCCUUUGGACUGUAGGAGGAAAUUGGAGCACCCGGAGAAAACCCA